UGUCAGUGCUUUGCGUUCAAUAGACACAUUUUAAAUGUAGAUAAGAUGUUUAAUACUGUAAAAGGAAACAUUCUUAAAAAUGUCAACUCUAAGAGACUGUCUAUAUAGUUGGCCUAGUCUUUUUAAUUUCCUACAAAAAUGAUGAUGGUAAAGAAAGUUAACUCAUGUUGACUUCCUAGAAGUUGGGACAAGGUGAACAGUUUCUUGGCAAAACAAAAUAAAUAAGAGCAGAGGAGGAGCUGAACUUUAGAAAAUAGAUGGAAUUGAAUACUGUAGUAGCUGUUUUUUUACUAGUAUUCUCAUGUUCUUGCUUACCCCUUUUUGCAAGAGGAAACAGUAUAAAGGCAGGGAAAUCAAUCACUGGUAAUGAGACACUGGUUUCAACUGGUGAAAGUUUUGCCUUAGGCUUCUUCACUCCUGGUAAUUCUACAAACAGCUACCUUGGCAUAUGGUACAAUACUAUCCCUGAACAAAAUGUCAUUUGGGUUGCCAACAGAGAAUCUCCAAUCCCUCAGAAUUCUACUGUAGUUUUCACUAUAGGUAUUGAUGGGAAUUUCGUGAUUGUUGAUGAAAAGGGUAAACUUAUUUGGUCAUCAAAUGUUACAUCCACCACAGGGGAAUUAGAAACUUCAAAUUCUACCGUGGGAGCGUUGUUAGAUAACGGAAACCUUGUUCUUAAACACGGUGAAUCCAACAUAUGGGCGAGCUUUGAGCAUCCUACCAAUACAUUAAUGCCCAGGAUGAAAAUUAGAUAUAACAGAAAGACAGGCAAACAAACCGUGAUCAAUUCAUGGACGAGUAAAGAAGAUCCCCGGCCUGGAAAUUUCUCUUUUGGAGUAGAUCCUGAAGGGCAUGACCAUUAUUUCAUUUGGAAUCACAGCAGUAUUUAUUAUAGAUUUGGCCGUGAAGACGAAUUCCCUCGGAGGACUCUACUAGGAGUUACAUGGCAUGCUGAUUAUGUUUCUAAUCGCGAUGAAAUAUCUCUUACUUUCGAUCAAAAUAAAGGCCCAUUAAUAAUAAGAGUCGUUUUGGAUCCUAGUGGGCAUUUCCUGGUGCAGCUAACUAUUCAGAAUAAUAGUAAUUGGGUUACUACAAUUCGGGAGCCACAAGUUGAGUGUGCAGUUUAUGCCUAUUGUGGUCCAUUUGGCAGCUGUGGGAUCUUAAGUGGACAAUGCAACUGUUUACCUGGAUUUGAACCCAGAUUUUCUGAAUAUUCGGAAAAUGAGAAGUGGAAUGAAGUUUGUAUGAGAAAAGUAGCAUUGGAAUGUGAUGGUGGAGACGGGUUUUUGAAACGUGAGAAUAUGAAGUUGCCAGAUCAUGCUAUCUCCAUAGGAAAUAUGAGCAGUAAAGACUGUGAAACUCGGUGCAUUAGGAACUGCUCCUGCUCAGCUUAUGCUUAUUCAAAUAGUAACUGUUUAAUUUGGUUUGGAGAUUUACUGGAUCUUGCAGAUAACUUCAAUGACAGUAGAGCUCUCUAUGUUCGAGUUCAUGGCUCUUUGCUAAGUAUGUUUACUUCUAACCUUAUCACUUUGUACGAACAACGAGUGAAAGAUCGUUCUAAUUAA
Messenger RNA from Lycium ferocissimum, 1565 nucleotides. RefSeq names its product receptor-like serine/threonine-protein kinase SD1-8. The record is from RefSeq and is a predicted model, not a curated record. NCBI's taxonomy places the organism in Eukaryota, Viridiplantae, Streptophyta, Magnoliopsida, Solanales, Solanaceae. Bases 258 to 1565 code for a protein of 435 amino acids. Gene Ontology annotation, biological process: recognition of pollen. The transcript has a single exon.